Messenger RNA from Heteronotia binoei (common prickly gecko), 873 nucleotides. RefSeq names its product LSM8 homolog, U6 small nuclear RNA associated (gene LSM8). Gene Ontology annotation, cellular component: U4/U6 x U5 tri-snRNP complex; U6 snRNP; precatalytic spliceosome. The transcript has 4 exons. Gene Ontology annotation, biological process: mRNA splicing, via spliceosome. The coding region runs from base 352 to 642 and encodes 96 amino acids. The record is from RefSeq and is a predicted model, not a curated record. Lineage: Eukaryota; Metazoa; Chordata; Lepidosauria; Squamata; Gekkonidae. Gene Ontology annotation, molecular function: RNA binding.
GCCCUCCCAUGUACCUUUUCUUGCAAGUCACGACGGGAAAACGUAGCACUGACGUGCCGCGCCCGCGCAUCCUGCAGAACUGCGUCUCUGACUCUUCCGCUUACUGCGAGUUACCAUCGAGGGCUUCCUGAAUCGCAGACAUACGCAAAACGAGAAAGCCGCUCCUCAAUUUUAAAUUGCCCAGGGAAAUUUGGUACGCAGGCGCAGUAACCAUUUAGGCCGGAUAUAGGGUUUUUUUUAAGAAAACAUCCUAGCGUGGGUAUUGUGCCGGGACUUCUGGGUUCUCUCGGGAGCUGCGUUUUCCCCUCCCUGAGGCUGUACGCUAAGCCAAGGCUUGCAGGAAUCGUCGCGAUGACCUCCGCGUUGGAAAACUAUAUCAAUCGUACUGUUGCAGUAAUUACUUCAGAUGGGCGAAUGAUUGUGGGUACUCUCAAAGGUUUUGAUCAGACCAUCAACUUGAUUUUGGAUGAAAGCCAUGAAAGAGUGUUCAGUUCUUCACAAGGAGUGGAACAAGUGGUCUUAGGAUUGUACAUUGUAAGAGGAGACAAUGUUGCUGUAAUUGGAGAAAUAGAUGAAGAGACAGACUCUGCUCUUGACUUGGGGAACAUUCGAGCAGAACCUUUGAACUCUGUUGUACAUUGAAGACAAUAAAGAGGAUCUACAUCAGGAAGACAUAGACCUCUGGUUGUACAGAACUAUUUAUAGGCUGGCUUGGCUACUUUUUACAAGUUGUAUGUAAUAAGCUGGAUAGUUUGUACUUUUAUAUUUUGACAGUUAUGGUUUGAUAUCGAAAGUAAAUUGUGCAUCUUACAAAAAACCAUACUUGAUGUUUUUAAGUAUCCACUGUACAUAAUAAAGUACACUUGCCUUUAA